AUGCUUGCAUGGUGGCUCGGGGGAAGAAGGCCUAAAAAUGAGCGCUAUCUCGAUGAGCCGCAAGUAGAUGCACCCGAAACUCCAGCACCGGUUUUUGCAGCUCGUGCUCUCAAAAGUGCACUGUUUGGUAGUCCAGGCUCUCCUACGGACCUCGAUACCAAUCUGGAUUGUAAACCAACCUCUUUUCAUGAUUCUCCUUGCAUCAACAACUUUCCGGCGCGAAACAAUCCCGAGUCAAAGCUUCCUGGUAUACUAGUAACACCUGGUGUCUCUAACCCAAAAAGAAAAACAGUCACUUUUGGUAGUGAUGUAAGAGUAAAUGAGAUAGAUGCUAGAAAACAUAACUCAAAAACAAGCAAUAGAAAUCAGUCACUGGGGGAAUCGCCAAACGUCCCUUUAUCUCCCAAAUUUAAUUCAAAUCAAAGCGAACUCAUUAAACCAUCAUCCACCGAUUUGGAUGAUGCGGCUAAUCAGGAUUUCAGACAAGGAGCUGAGGAGCUAACUCACAUCGAACCAAUACCUCUCUCAAGUCUUAGUCCAGAAGAGACAAAUAAUCCCUUUUUCGGACCGAGAUUGAAAGAUGACAAGAGACAGGAUAAAAUUUUGUCUCAGCGAUCUACUCAACACACCUCUCCCGAACACGCCCUAGAAGGUGAUAUGACAAUUGAUCUUAAUAAUCCGCACUCACAAUCUGGCAAGUAUUGGAAAUCAGAAUUCGAAACUUACCAUCAGGAAGCUAAAUCAGAAAUGAGAAAACUCCUCGCCUACAAAGAGCUAGCCAAAUCAUACGCGAAGAAAAAGGAUAUACAAUCAGUUAAUCUAGCUGAAAAGCUCAGAGAAGAGCAAAAAAAGGUUCUUAUCAUGGAAGAAAAGAUUUCUAGGCUUUCAGCCAUGAUAGCCACUGCUGAUAGGGAACGAGACAGUAAUGGGUCCCCUGAAUUAAUAGAAGAGUUAACUCGACAAGCUGCCAGCGCUAUACAAUACAAAAAGCAAGUCGAAGAAUUUCGAAAAUUGGUGGAAAAUAUAGAUUCUAGCUCUGAUGAAGCGAAAGAACAUCAAAGCAACCACACAAAGCCAGAAAAUUCAAACGAAAACGAAUCCACUGUCUUGAUCACAAAAAUGGGUAGAGAAAUAAAGAAUCUCAAGAAGCAGUUGGAAAAAAUGACUUUACUCCAAAAUGAGAACAAAAUAUUGCAUGGAAAAAUACUAGAGAAAGAUGAGAAGAUUGCCAGAUUGAAGUUACAAAACGCAUCUGUGAAACGGGAAGUGUCAAAUUCAAACCCGAGAUCGGUAGAUGACUCGAUGAGGAGAUCAAAUGAUUUGUCUAGUUGUCAAAAAUAUGAGAACCCUCGUCAGCGUGAGUUUGAAAGUUUAAAAAAAAAUACGACAAAUACAGCAGAUUUUGCCAAAGUCAACUCUGGGGAUUCUCAAUCACGCCAUGGAGAAUCUCAUGCUCAAGUUCAAUCCCUCAGUGUAAAGAAGACGGAACUGGGCUCAUAUUCGCAUCAUGAAACGCUGAAUAAUUUAACCCACCGAUAUGCCUCUCACUCAUCAGUAGGAAAUGAAAAUCAUAUAAAUACAGAUAGCUUCCCAACACAGACACACAGACGAAUACAACAUACGCCUCUAUCGAAUAAAAGUAAUCUAGUCAACGCUUUAUCCUGCUCUCCAGGUUCGCGCUUCUGUUCAUCAGCAAUCAACCUUCCUUACAUGGAGUCUAACGCAGCAAAAUUUAAACAAGAGGACUUAAUCGUAGAUGAUGAAUCGAAAUAUCAAUCAAACCGUGGGUAUAUCUCAUCCAAAUUGGAACCAAAUACUCCUAUUUCUACCAUAACCAGGAGUAGAAGCAAUAAGGAUACAGACCAUGCAAGGAUUCUUUCUGGUAGAACAAGAGUUACUCGUGCCAAAAGCUCAAGGGUAGAACUACCUCCAGAUAGAUUUAAGGCAGCAUCCAAGAGAUUAGCCGCCAAAAAAAUGCAGUCUGCUUGCAAAAAUCAAGAAGGCUACAGCAACUCAGCUCACACCAAUGUAUUUGUGUGA
Blumeria graminis f. sp. triticale is the source of this 2040-nucleotide messenger RNA. Lineage: Eukaryota; Fungi; Ascomycota; Leotiomycetes; Helotiales; Erysiphaceae. The record is from the annotation of a GenBank genome assembly.